CACUGUGAUCUGACAGCAAGGGAUGAGCUCUGGACUGGUUUACUACAGGAAAUUGAGACGAGUGUAAAGCCAGGUUUUGUCCUGAAUCGCACGGACUGAUCAUGUCACCAGUGUUGGGCAUCACCCUGCUGGCCUUGGCCCUCUCAAGCCGCACUGUGGCCUUUAUUCCAACCGGAGGCAGUGGAUCCACUCAUGUCAGCAUUACAAGAACAGCGCUUUUGCAAAAAGUGACGGAAACAUGUCGGGCAGUGGUUGAGGCCUCUGGUCACCAGUUCAACCCCACGGGUUCUUCUUUUGAGGAGCUGGUCCAGGCCUGUCUUGGUCCCACAGCAAGUGGGGACGUAUCGGCUGGCAAGUUCCGCUCAGCGCUACAAGAGAUCUUCAACCAGAAUGGUGUGGUAGAUUUUGACUUCAUGAACAGUGCUCCACACCACUUCAACUCAGAGGCCUUCCUGGAAGGGCGUGGCCUAAUCACAGAGGGCGUGGCCAGCAUCAAGGCUAAUGUUGGCAAGGGGAACUUCAAGGCCGCUAGAGCAGCGCUGGGCAGAGUCCUUCACACCCUACAGGACUUCUACAGCCACAGUAACUGGGUGGAGCUGGGAAACACAAAGCCUUACAUCAACCUCAUACGCCCAGAUCUUCCUCUGGAAAACCUGGCAGAUGUCGACACGCCCACCUGCAGUGACUGUGCUGGUGGGACAUGCCCCAACCAAAUGCUCCCUAGCAUUCUGACAAACAAGAAACUCACCUCAGGCUACAUGGGAAUCUUCUCCGCUACGAAGCCUCAAGGUAAAUGUAGUCAUGGGGGUACAGGUGACAUGACCAGUGAAGACGUCCCCCACAGUGGCAUCAACAAAGAUGACAGUCACUCCGGCAAUGCAGCUUUCCAUAAAGCCGCUGUAAAUGCAGCCAUCAGUGCCAGCCUGCAGCUGCUGGAGGAUAUUCGGGGUGCUGCUGGAGACCAUGACUUCCUGAGAAUGAUGGGGAUUGCCCGUUCAUCCGUUGUGUGUUUUGUUAUUGACACUACGGGCAGUAUGUCAGAUGAUAUUGAUGCGGCCAGGAAAAUUUCUUAUGAAAUCAUUGACACUAAAAAAGGAACACAGGACGAGCCCUCUGAGUACAUUCUGGUUCCCUUCAAUGACCCUGCCUAUGGACCCCUGAUAAGGACAACAGAUGCUAACAUGAUGAAAAAAGAGAUUUCUAAGCUCACAGCAAAUGGAGGUGAUGAUGCCCCUGAGAUGUGCUUUUCAGGGAUCCAGUUGGCUCUAACUGGUGCCCCGGCCUCCUCUGACAUCUAUGUGUUCACUGAUGCUAUAGCCAAAGACUAUGAUCUCAAGGACACCAUUAGUGCUCUGAUCAGGAGCACCAAGUCAAGAGUGUCAUUCUUAAUUACCCCGAUCAGUCGGAGGCGCCGUCGUUCUGUCAGUGCCGCCUCCUUUGAUGACUACAAGGACCUCGCUCUGGCCUCUGGGGGCCAGGUCAUCCAGGUGUCCAAGAAGGAGCUGUCUCAGGCCACAGAUGUCAUCCUCGACACUUCCACCUCAGCUCUGGUGACAGUUCUUCAACGAGCUAGGAACUCUAAGGAUGAAACCUUCCCCUUUGUGUUGGAUGGAUCUCUGAAAAACAUCACAAUCUACAUCACAGGAACCUCCAUUACCUUUACACUCACUAACCCUGCAGGUGUGAGCCAGGGCCAAAAUGAGGCCAGUGGUAAGCUGGGGACCAUUCAGACAGUGGGCAACUUGAGGAGAGUUCGUCUCACUGACAUGCAGACAGGAACCUGGAAGAUCAGGGUCAACUCCAACCAACCCUACACACUCAAGGUCACAGGCCAGAGUACUAUCACCUUUGUCUAUGACUUUGUGGAGCCCUUCCAGGGACCGCACCCAGGUUAUGCAGUAAUUAAUGGACGCCCACAAACAGGCCAGCCUGCCAAAUUGUUGGUAUCAGUGUUGGGCAGGAAAGGUCCGUCCUCUGUGACUGUUGGUGAGAUUGGCUUGGUGACUGUAUCUGGAUCUGAGGUGUUCAACCAUGGAAAAAUAUCUGACAUGGGCAAUGGAGACAUGCUGGUUACUGUUGAUACAGUCCCUGAGGGAGAGUUUGUGAUCUUACUGAAAGGAAAUGAUACAGUGUCAAACAGCCUAUUCCAGAGGCAGUCCACCACCCAGAUGUCAGUCUCCAAAGUGAACAUUGAGGCUGUGAUAGACAGCAGUGUGGAGCCAGGACAAACCUUCCUCCUUAAAUUCAGAGUCAUGACAGAGGGCGCUGGAGGAACAUACUCCAUCAAUGUUGAAAAUGACAAAGGUUUCCCCAUGUCAUUCCCACCUAGUAUCAACUUGCAAACAGGUCAAUAUGCCAAUGCUAAUUUGACCAUUACGCCGCAUUCUAAUACUCCAUCGGGCACUGAUGCCACUCUGACUAUCAGUGUCAGGUCACCCACCAGUUCUGACUCCAAUUACGCCGUGCUGAGACUCUCCGUCAUUACCAAGAUUACAGAUUUCCAUCAGCCACUAUGCAAAAUGGUUAGUCUCGUAGCUGAUGACUGCCCUAAAGAUGUGUUGAAGUGUUCCCCUUUCUACUGGGAGCUCUCAGCCAACCUCACAGAUGGUGAAGGCACUGGCAUAAAGCGCAUUACCCUGCAGCAGGGUAAUGGAACCCUCUCAUUCACUUCCCUCAGUGCUCCCGUUGUUCAGGCAACCUACAAUGCCUCCUGCUGCUCACAGAUCAUGGAGUUUAUAGCAGUUGAUGAAGUUGGCAAUGUGGGCAGGUGCUACCAUUCCAUUGUGCAAUCUGGUGGCCCUCCUGUCCUGACCCUGUCCCUACCACUGUGGUUGUGUUUGUUGGUGUCUGCCUUCAUGGCCAGGCCUUAAGCAGAGUAUAGGUUAAAGCAAAACUGAGCUUUGGUAGGAUGUUUGGUUGUAUAGGGCAUGAGUGCAUGAGUCCAUAUCCUCAUUAGCUGCUCUAUACUCCCCAAGACGGCUUGCAGUAUAGAGUACUUGUAUAUAGUAUUUGUUUUGCUCCAGUGACUUAUAUAACACAACAAAAGUUGUCCCAAAGUAAUACUUUUAAUGCAUAAACAAACAUGAACAAAGUGGAUUAUGCCAAUAUAAAAAAGUCCUAUUUUUCCUGGAAUUUAAAUGUCUUUUUUCAUGUUAUUUUACUAUUUGAAUUGGAAAGUAGAUAUGGAAGGUAGCAUUUGCAGGGAACUUCCACAUGGUAACCUUGUGCCAGGAGUAAACAAGCUCAGUGAUUUCAGAAAUAAUUGUUAUGAUAUGAAAAAGCAAGUGAAAACAAACGUUUUUUUUUUUUUUUUUGUUAAUAUAUAUAUUGGCAUAAUCAGCUUUGUUUGUGAUCCUCUAUAUGCUGAGUGUAAAUCUUCUAUUGCGUUAUGGAAGUGAAUGUAGACACCAAUACAGUGUGCUAGAAGCUCACAGGAACAUUGUGUAACUAAUGACUUAUUUUACCACCAUAUGGACUCCUAUACCACCCAGGUGACAAUACAACCCAGCACUCUACAAAAAUUCAAUUUUAAGUUGCUCAAUAUUAUUAAGAUGUUUAAACUGAUUGGUGGA
Myripristis murdjan (pinecone soldierfish) is the source of this 3572-nucleotide messenger RNA. RefSeq names its product von Willebrand factor A domain-containing protein 7-like. The transcript has 18 exons. Lineage: Eukaryota; Metazoa; Chordata; Actinopteri; Holocentriformes; Holocentridae. The record is from RefSeq and is a predicted model, not a curated record. Bases 102 to 2870 code for a protein of 922 amino acids.